CAGGUUUUGGGGCUUCUGAUUUUCACUGGAACUUGAAGGGUCUCCUGAGCUGAGACAAAAUGUCUCUGACCACAGAGCUGAGAAAACAGUCACCACUGAGAGAGGUGGAGGGGAUCCCCCUGCCAGCUGCAACUGUGGACAACUGGAGUCAGAUCCAAAAAUUUGAGGGCAAGCCAGAUGAUCUCCUCAUCUGUACCUAUCCUAAAUCAGGGACAACAUGGAUUCAGGAAAUUGUGGACAUGAUCGAACAGAAUGGGGACUUGGAGAAAUGUCAGCGAGCAAUCAUUCAACACCGCCACCCUUUCAUUGAGUGGGCUCGGCCACCCCAACCCUCUGGUGUGGAAAAGGCCAAAGCAAUGGCCUCUCCACGGACACUAAGGACUCACCUUCCCACUCAGCUGUUGCCUCCAUCUUUCUGGGAAAACAACUGCAAGUUCCUUUAUGUAGCUCGAAAUGCCAAAGACUGUAUGGUUUCCUACUACCAUUUCCAAAGGAUGAAUCAAACACUUCCUGACCCUGGUACCUGGGAAGAGUACUUUGAAACCUUCACCAGUGGAAGAGUGGCUUGGGGUCCCUGGUAUGACCAUGUGAAAGGAUGGUGGGAAGUAAAAGACAGAUACCAGAUUCUCUUCCUCUUCUAUGAGGACAUAAAAAAGGAUCCAAAGCAAGAAAUUCAGAAGGUGAUGCAGUUCAUGGGAAAGAACCUGGAUGAAACAGUGCUAGAUAGCAUUGUCCAGGAGACAUCAUUUGAGAAAAUGAAAGAAAACCCCAUGACAAAUCGUUCUACAGUUCCCAGAUCUAUCCUUGACCGGUCCAUUUCCCCCUUCAUGAGAAAAGGAACUGUGGGAGACUGGAAAAACCAUUUCACUGUGGCUCAGAAUGAGAUGUUUGAUGAAAUCUAUAGGAAAAAAAUGGAAGGAACCUCAAUAAACUUCUGCAUGGAACUCUAGGCAGGACUUAAAUAAAAAGAUGGGAGACAAGAAUGCAGAAGCUAUCUUCAAUCCUGCAGCCCCAACAAAAAGAAUUUCUAAAUGCACAUUGUAUAGUAGUACCAAAUUUCUCUGUGAUUAUUCACAGCACGUAGCAACUUCAUUUUUUAAAAUGAUCAUGUCUCACACCUAUUUUCUCAACAGUU
Molecule: messenger RNA, 1135 nt
Organism: Choloepus didactylus (southern two-toed sloth)
Lineage: Eukaryota; Metazoa; Chordata; Mammalia; Pilosa; Megalonychidae
Gene: SULT1C2
Product: sulfotransferase family 1C member 2
Exons: 8
Coding region: 60-950 (296 amino acids)
Biological process (GO): sulfation
Cellular component (GO): cytoplasm
Molecular function (GO): sulfotransferase activity
Source: RefSeq, a predicted model, not a curated record